UUAGUCAUAUUCCUGAAUGCUAAGCUGUGCAUUGCUUUGCCGCAGGUGUGAGCUCGCGGCUGUGUUUCUGCUCAAGGCCCCAUGGAGCCUGACGUGACACACAUCUACUCCUCCUCUCCACCCCCGAUGGAGGACGGCAUCGAGGAUGAGGAUGACGAAUUUAGCGACUUCACCGGCGUCCCGAACAGCACCAGCUUCGACACGCCCACCACAUUCGACCAGUCUCAGGCUUUGAACGCCACUUCGCCGCCGGAGCUGCUGAGCAAUGGGAGGAUCGUGGGACUGUCCUCUCAACCCACAGGGUCUACGAAAGCUAACGGCGUGACGCCUGGCUCUGGCCAAACCGCCACGCCCAAUGGCAGAAUGGUUAGCGUCGAGGAACUCAAAAAGUUCAGCGAGCACCAAGCUCACAUCGCAUCCCUGGAGUUCGCAACGGGGUCUCGGACUGACAGUGACUGCAAUGGCACAGUUGAAGUGCUCACGAACGGGUUUGCGACAUUAGACCAAGGUGGAAGCCCACCUACGCCACACAAAACCAACGAAUUUGAUGUCAGUCCAGAUGAUUUUGCAGAUUUCUCUGCCUUUUCAAAUGCUGAACACAACCAGCCUUCAGAGACAGACUGGGAACAUUCUAAUCAAGGGUGUAUACCGCCACAGAAUGAUGCUAACGACAGCAUUGAAGAGCGAGGAACUAGUUUAGAAGACAAUAGCAGGGACUCGAGAAACGCAGGGUUUGGAUUCUUUUCGGAAAACUCUGAAAGUCUCAGCAACGGUGACUGGGGUUUCCAUGAAGGGUCGGAUUUAGAUAGAAGGGAGCUAGAAGCUGAUACUACUGAAGUCGUUAGCUCGGUGCAACCGCUAGCCCUUAAUGGUGUCACUUUUAGUGAAACCGAUGAGAACAGGGUGUCGCCUGACUCUACUGGGGAUAAGUCUAGUGGCAAACAAUCAGAUGAGAAAGGCUCAGAGAAUGAGACUUUAGAAACGGAAACGGAGACGUCCUUUGGUCGGCCGCUAUCGACAGACGCGCUCGAAGAAUUCGGUGACUUUAGCACGACGGGAUCCGUACCCUCGCCU
Sinocyclocheilus grahami is the source of this 1074-nucleotide messenger RNA. RefSeq names its product aftiphilin-like. Lineage: Eukaryota; Metazoa; Chordata; Actinopteri; Cypriniformes; Cyprinidae. The transcript has a single exon. The record is from RefSeq and is a predicted model, not a curated record. The annotation marks the transcript as partial.